Messenger RNA from Aplosporella prunicola CBS 121167, 576 nucleotides. RefSeq lists its product as uncharacterized. Lineage: Eukaryota; Fungi; Ascomycota; Dothideomycetes; Botryosphaeriales; Aplosporellaceae. The transcript is spliced from 2 exons. Bases 13 to 576 code for a protein of 187 amino acids. The record is from RefSeq and is a predicted model, not a curated record.
UUCGGACCUCCUAUGGUUGGGCUUAAGAGGCCCAUGAGCCAGAUCUCGUCUUUCUCUGAUGGCCCUGCUGCCAGGAGACCCAGGAACAACGCGCCAAGCCCUUCAAUGUCUCUGGUCAACAACUCUCAUACGCAGACAUGGCCAAGAAACCCAAGCCCACUGUCGCAGUAUGGCUCUUCAGCCAACACCUAUCGACAGAUGCCAGCAUUCAACAAUCAUGCAUAUCAGAUGGCGGCCCAGAUGCAUGCUCAGCAGAUGUCCAACCAGUCUCCCCAUCAGAUGUCCAUCCGCACGACUGACGUAGACAUUAAGGACACUCCCUUCAACCCUGUUAUUAACGCUACCACUGCAGGCGCUAGGCGCGAGCCGGGGAACCGCAGGGUUGGCAGUGCAGGCUUGUGCAGCCGCGCCAGUUCAUUCGCUCCUGCACUUUCGGUCUAUGCCACCGAGCGCUGCCUCUCCCCCACCUUUCUGUCCCUCACCAGAUUAUCCCGGUGUCAGCUCUUCCACAACUUCCAAAGAAACACCCGCCGGCCGCCAACACAACCUCUUUUUCAAAUUUCAUCUACUCUCUGA